Molecule: messenger RNA, 819 nt
Organism: Juglans microcarpa x Juglans regia
Lineage: Eukaryota; Viridiplantae; Streptophyta; Magnoliopsida; Fagales; Juglandaceae
Product: cell wall protein IFF6-like
Exons: 2
Coding region: 127-597 (156 amino acids)
Source: RefSeq, a predicted model, not a curated record
CCUCCCCCUCACACUAAUUAAACACAUUAGCACAAAUAGCUAAAUUUUAGAGUACACUAUUUUUUCCCAGUGUUCCAAACCUCGAUUGAUAUACUGUUGGCUCUUUUGGCAAGUUGGCCUCAAAUCAUGGGCAGUUUGAAGUGCUUUGCUCUUGUUGCUUUACUCAUUUCAGCCUCUGCAAUGGUGUCUGAAAGCCGAGUGGCAAGAAAGAACCUGGGCUUGGACCUUGGUGGCAUUGGAAUUGGUCUUGGUGCAGGGCUAGGCAUUGGACUUGGAGGUGGAAGUGGUGCAGGCUCGGGUGCAGGCUCUGGUUCUGGGUCUAGCUCAGGGUCAGGUUCAGCCUCUGCCUCGGGAUCAGGUUCUGGGUCAGGCUCCUCUGGCGCUGGGUCUGAAGCAGGCUCAUAUGCUGGAUCUUACGCUGGGUCAAGGGCCGGAUCAAGAUCAGGAUCAGGAGGCAAUCAAGAUUCAGGCUCUGGUUCUAGACAUGGUGAAGGUUAUGGCGAGGGUUCUGGGAGAGGAAGUGGUUCCGGUAAAGGUUAUGGUUAUGGUGAAGGUCAUGGUUAUGGCUCAGGAUCUGGGAGCGGAAAUAGAAAAUAAAGUUGCUCUAAUUUGCUUGGAAUGAAAAGAAAAGAAAAACAUAAAAUUGCACCAUCUUAAGCAUGAAUAAAUAAGUAGAUGAUGAUCGUGACGUGCUCUAUGUAUUUCUAUUUACGAAAUCUAUGCUCUAUAUAUGUAGUGUGUGAUGUGUAAAUAAUGAAUAAAGUUUUUCUUAAAAGAAAAACAUAUUACCUAAGGGAAGAUGUCCAAGUUCUCACUGAA